AUGCUUCGAACCUGCUCUGCCAGGCUCCCUGGCCUGGCACGUACAUAUACCAACCGUGUGAGCAGGUCAAAACAAGUGGCUUCGCUUUUAUCAAGCUCUGCAAAAAGGACGUUUACCGAUGCCGCCCCUUCGUCAAGGGAACCCACCGAAUUAGAUAAUGUUACGACACUUCCAAACGGCAUAAGGGUUGCCUCCGAGGCCCUCCCAGGGGCCUUUUCAGGGGUUGGCGUUUAUAUCGAUGCAGGUUCUAGGUACGAGAACGACUACUUGCGCGGCGCUAGUCACAUUAUGGACCGUCUUGCUUUCAAGUCGACAAACAAGCACACUGCGGAUGAGAUGCUGGAAGCCGUUGAGCAUCUGGGUGGAAACAUUCAGUGCGCUUCCUCGCGAGAAUCCAUGAUGUACCAGGCUGCCACCUUCAAUCAGGCCAUUCCAACUACCGUUGGUUUGCUGGCCGAGACAAUACGAACCCCUAAACUUACAGACGACGAAAUCUCCCAGCAGCUUGAGACGGCCCAGUACGAGGUUACGGAGAUUUGGUCAAAACCCGAUCUGAUUUUGCCCGAGCUUGUGCACACGGCAGCUUUCAAGGACAACACUCUUGGAAACCCAUUACUUUGUCCACAAGAAAGGCUGGGUUCCAUCAACCGAGAAGUCAUCUCGGCAUAUAGGGAUGCGUUCUACCGCCCGGAGAGGAUGGUUGUGGCCUUUGCUGGCAUUCCGCACAUGGAUGCCGUCAAGCUCACGGAGCAGUACUUUGGGGAUAUGAGGGGAAAGCCUCCGCCAAAGGCCCAGGAAACAUCCACAAUACCAUCAGAUGAGUCUGCAGCUGCACAACUGCAGCAGCAGCAACAGCAGCAACAGUCUAGUCUGCUAAGCAAGCUGCCAUUCUUCAAAAAUGCCUCCAAACCCAUCUCUCCCAGCGCAUUACCCACGGCUCCCCUAGAUACCGGUGCUUCCCACUACACCGGCGGCUUCCUCACGCUAGCCCCUCAACCGCCGCCAUUGAACCCCAACAUACCCAACUUCACCCACAUACAGCUCGCGUUUGAGGGACUUCCCAUCCUCGACGACGACAUCUAUGCGCUCGCGGCCCUGCAGACUCUGCUCGGCGGCGGUGGCUCCUUCUCCGCCGGCGGUCCGGGCAAGGGAAUGUACUCGCGGCUGUACACAAACGUCCUCAACCAACACGGGUGGGUCGAGUCAUGCGUGGCGUUCAACCACUCCUACACCGACUCUGGUCUAUUCGGCAUCGCAGCCUCGUGCUUCCCCGGCCGCACAGCCAGCAUGCUGGAGGUCAUGUGCCGUGAGCUGAGGUCCCUGACGCUCGACAAGGGUUACUCGGCCGUUACCAAGGCCGAGGUCGACCGGGCCAAGAACCAGCUGAGGUCGAGCCUGCUGAUGAACCUCGAGAGCCGCAUGAUCGAGCUCGAGGACCUCGGCAGGCAGGUUCAGGUCCACGGCCGCAAGGUGCCCGUGCACGAGAUGACGCGCCGCAUUAACGCGCUUACCGUCGAUGAUCUGCGCAACGUCGCCCGCAGGGUUGUCGGCGGUAUGGUCGAGAACCCGGGCAGGGGCAGCGGCGCCCCGACGGUUGUUCUUCAGGAGGCGACCGCCGUUGGUGUCACCAAUAAGCAGCUGAGCUGGGACGAGAUUCAGAACAUCAUUCGCCAAUGGCAGCUUGGCAGGCAAUGA
Pyricularia pennisetigena is the source of this 1695-nucleotide messenger RNA. RefSeq lists its product as uncharacterized. NCBI's taxonomy places the organism in Eukaryota, Fungi, Ascomycota, Sordariomycetes, Magnaporthales, Pyriculariaceae. The coding region runs from base 1 to 1695 and encodes 564 amino acids. The record is from RefSeq and is a predicted model, not a curated record. Gene Ontology annotation, molecular function: metal ion binding; metalloendopeptidase activity. Gene Ontology annotation, cellular component: mitochondrion. The transcript is spliced from 2 exons.